Messenger RNA from Malurus melanocephalus (red-backed fairy wren), 2840 nucleotides. RefSeq names its product GDNF inducible zinc finger protein 1 (gene GZF1). Gene Ontology annotation, molecular function: protein binding. Lineage: Eukaryota; Metazoa; Chordata; Aves; Passeriformes; Maluridae. The coding region runs from base 160 to 2151 and encodes 663 amino acids. The record is from RefSeq and is a predicted model, not a curated record. The transcript has 6 exons. Gene Ontology annotation, biological process: regulation of cytokine production; regulation of immune system process; negative regulation of transcription by RNA polymerase II.
CUGUGCCGGGGCGGGCCGGGGUCGUGGCGCGUCAGCGCUUCCGGCCGCGCCCGGGGCUGAGCGGGAGCAGCGGCCGGGAACGGACCGGGAACGGGCUGGGAACGGGCUGGGAACGGGCUGGGAACGGACCGGGAACGGGCUGGGAACGGGAGAAGAAAGAUGGAAAGCAAUCCCGUUCUGCUGGAAUCCAAGUCCUCUCCCAUCAACCUGCUGAACGAGAUGCAACAGCUGCGGCUGCUGGGCCACCUGUGCGACGUCACGGUGAGCGUGGAGUACCAGGGCGUCCGCGCGGAAUUCCCGGCGCACAAGGCUGUGCUGGCGGCCACCAGCAAGUUCUUCAAGGAGGUUUUCCUCAAUGAGAAGUCCGCAGACGGCCCCCGGAGCAACGUGUUCCUCAACGAGGUGCAGGUGGCRGAUUUCGCCUCCUUCCUGGAGUUCGUGUACACGGCGCGCGUGGAGGUGGAGGAGGACAGGGUGCAGCGCAUGCUGGAGAUCGCCGAGAAGCUCAAGUGCCUGGAUCUCUCCGAGACCUGCUUCCAGCUGAAGAAGCAGAUGCUGGAAUCCGUGCUCUUGGAGCUGCAGAACUUCUCGGAAUCKCAGAAUUCCGAGGAGGAAGGUGCCACCCACCCAAGCGUUGCAGCAGCGGUGGAGGCUGAGCGGGACCCUCUGGAUUCCCCCAUGUCCAAGCCCAGUCCCGGAGYGUCUCCUGAGGGGCCAGCUGCCAAGCCCAAGGAGAAGCUGGACAAAAAGAAGGAAACGCCRAAGGCUCCUUAUGCCAAGAUCCGCAGAGCGAGCGGGCGGCUGGCGGGCAGGAAGGUGUUUGUGGAGAUCCCGAAGAAAAAAUACACCCGGAGGCUGCGGGAGCAGCAGCAGAACGCAGAGGAGGAAAAGCAGGACGAGGAAGGGGAGCGGGAGCCGGAGGAGAGCUCYGGCAAAGCCGAGAGCUCCUCUCCGGAAAACCUCCCAAAAGCCGAGGAGGACAAGAAGAAGCGCGGCGGCGCCUUCAAGUGCGGCACGUGCGAGAAGGAGUUCCUGUACGAGAAGAGCUUCCUGAAGCACGUCCGGCAGAGCCACGGCAUCGCCUCGGAGCCGGAGUUCCGCUGCGAGACGUGCGCGCAGACCUUCGCCAACCGCUGCAACCUGCGCAGCCACCAGCGGCACGUGCACAGCAGCGAGCGCCGCUUCCCCUGCGAGCUCUGCGCCAAGCGCUUCAAGCGCGGCAAGGACGUGCGGCGCCACGUGCUGCAGGUGCACGAGGGCGGCGGCGAGCGCCACCAGUGCCCGCAGUGCGGCAAGGGGCUCAGCUCCCGCACCGCCCUGCGCCUGCACGAGAGGACGCACACCGGRCACAAGCCCUACGGCUGCCCCGAGUGCCAGGCCAAGUUCUCACAGCCCUCGGCGCUCAAAACCCACAUGAGGAUCCACACGGGGGAAAAGCCMUUUGUGUGUGAUGAGUGUGGGGCCCGCUUCACCCAGAACCACAUGCUCAUCUACCACAGGCGCUGCCACACAGGAGAAAGGCCUUUCAUGUGUGAAACGUGUGGGAAAAGCUUUGCCUCCAAGGAAUACUUGAAACACCACAACCGGAUCCACACGGGAUCCAAACCUUUCAAGUGUGAGGUUUGCUUCCGGACCUUUGCCCAGCGGAAUUCCCUGUACCAGCACAUCAAAGUCCACACAGGGGAGCGGCCGUACUGCUGUGACCAGUGUGGGAAGCAGUUCACGCAGCUCAACGCGCUGCAGCGGCACCACCGCAUCCACACYGGGGAGAAGCCCUUCAUGUGCAACGCCUGCGGGAGAACCUUCACCGACAAAUCCACGCUCCGCAGGCACACCUCGAUCCACGAUAAAAACACGCCCUGGAAGUCCUUCCUCGUCAUUGUGGAAGGAGCAGCAAAGAACGACGAGGGGCACAAAACAGAGCUUCCUGAUGAGGAAUAUGAGGUGUCCCCUAAAAUCCCAGAAAAGCUGCUGUCCUUCCCAGAGAACAGCCCCUACCAGAGCCUGGCAGCUAUGCCGGGAAGCGGGAAUUCCAGUACGGACUGUAAGGCCUCAGGAGCACAGGAAUCCCUGCUGGGAGAAUUCACCGUGCUCCACACGCAGACAGACUCUGGGCAGCCCCAGCUCCAUGCCCUGGUGAACAUGGAAUAAUUUGGGAUUGCCUCCUCCUCCUUAGGCUGCACCCCUUGUACAGUCCUUGGCCUGAGGGAAGCUGGUGGUGGGAAGCUAGGAAAGAGUGGAUUUCCAGCUUUCCUCUGGAAAUUCCUUCCCCAGCUCCAUCUCCUGGUGGUCAGGCAGGSUGGCACUAUGCCAGGGAAUUUCUGGGAGUUGAUUCCCUGGGAAUUCAGGGGGUGGCUCAGGUAUCUUGGUGRUGCAGGUUUGUUUUCCAGGGAAUUCAAUGCCACAAGGACAAUCAGGAGAACCAAUGUUUCUCCAUGACAUUUGCUGCAUUUUCCCCAGUGGAAUUCCAUCCAGGAAAAGCCUGACUAAAUUUGCUUUUCAGGAAAUGUUGGUUUCUCUCUGCUUUUGCCAAAGAUCACAGCAGUAAGGCAGCUCACUCCUUGGGAGGAGCUUGGGAGUUUCAUUCCAGGAGUUUGGCGUCUCUGAGCAGCAAAAGAGGCAGGUGGGAGCCAAGCACUGCUUCSUUGGUUUUACAAUUUCCUAGAAACUGGAGCAGUCUGGCACUUGGAUUCUGUCAGUUCUCACCUUCCAGCUGCUCCAGCUCCCAUGGAAUUGGGCAUUUAAGAGACCAAAUAUCUCCUGGAAAAAAAGUCUGGGAAAAGGCUCAGUUCAGAGGCUUUUCCUGCUCCAUUUUAGCAGAAUAGGAUUUGGAGUUUUUU